ACAGCGUUGCGUGCUGCGUGCUCUGUAUCAUUAUUACCAUCCCGAUGCCCACCUCGGGCCCGGACGCGAUGCAGCCGGCGCUGCGACGGCGGCGGCGGCGCCAAGGCUUCCUCCUCCCCUUCGCCUGCCUCUCCGCCGCCCUCAUCGCCGCUGCCCUGCUCCCCGGCGCCGCUUUCGCCGAUGGCGUCACGCCCUCCGAGGCCCGCCGGCUCCGCGACGAGGUCAAAGAUAUGUUCUAUCAUGCAUUUGAUGGGUACAUGCAACAUGCUUUUCCACUUGAUGAAUUGCGGCCUUUAAGUUGCCAAGGAGAAGAUUCACUUGGUGGCUAUGCACUUACUCUUAUAGACUCUUUGGAUACCUUGGCUUUACUAGGGGAUAAGGAGAGAUUUGAUGCUGCCGUGGAGUGGGUUGGUAAGAAUGUCCGCUUUGAUAUUAAUAAAACUGUCUCUGUUUUUGAAACCAACAUACGCAUUCUUGGGGGUCUGCUAUCAGCUCACCUGAUUGCCAGUGAUUAUGCAACUGGAAUGAGAAUUCAAUCUUAUGAUGAUCAGUUGCUUCAUUUAGCGGCUGACUUAGCUCAAAGAUUGCUACCUGCAUUUGACACUCCAACAGGUAUUCCAUUUGGAUCAGUAAAUUUAUUGUAUGGAGUCGAUGAAAAUGAAAGCAAGAUAACUUCAACAGCUGGUGGUGGCACUUUGACACUGGAAUUUGGUGUCCUGAGUCGUUUGACUAAUGAUAGCGUUUAUGAACGAGUUACAAAAAACUCUGUGCGUGGAAUAUGGGCACGCAGGUCGAAACUUGACCUUGUUGGUGCCCAUAUAAAUGUAUUUACUGGUGAAUGGACACAGAAGGAUGCAGGAAUUGGCACAAGCAUUGACUCAUUCUAUGAGUAUCUUCUAAAGGCGUAUUUAUUAUUUGGAGAUGAAGAAUAUUUGUAUAUAUUUCAGGAGGCUUACAAGGCUGCCAUGCAUUAUCUCCAUCAUGAUCCCUGGUAUGUGGAGGUAAAUAUGAAUUCUGGUGCUACUGUUUGGCCACUAUUCAACAGUCUCCAGGCAUUCUGGCCAGGACUUCAGGUGUUAGCUGGAGAUGUUGAUCCUGCCAUUCGAACUCAUGCUGCCUUCUUCAGUGUAUGGAAAAAAUAUGGCUUCACCCCAGAAGGGUUUAAUCUUGCUACAUCCACUGUUCAGAAUGGACAAAGGAGCUACCCGCUGCGGCCUGAAUUGAUUGAAAGCACAUAUUGGCUGUUCAAGGCUACUAGAGAUUAUAGGUACCUUGAUGUUGGAAGGGAUAUAUUAGCAAGCCUUCAAUAUGGUGCUAAAUGUCCAUGUGGUUACUGCCAUAUUUCAGAUGUAGAAACCCACCAGCAGGAUGACCACAUGGAGAGUUUUUUCCUUGCAGAAACAGUCAAAUAUCUCUGGCUUCUUUUUGAUUUAGCUGCAGGCCCUGAUAAUAUUGUUGAAAAUGGGCCAUAUAAAUACAUAUUUAGUACAGAAGGUCAUCUGUUGCCUGCUACUCCUCAGAUAACCUUGUUAGAUGAGCAUUGCUUGUAUGCUGGAGCAUUCUGCAAUGGUACUGCAGGCCAUGGAUAUGGUACCGGUGAUAGUUCUAAUAAGCAUCAAAAUGCAAACUCUGUUCCGUUCGAUGAUAGUCGAACACCUUCCGAUCAAUCUUUAUCCAAUAUUUUGUCUACGACAAGAGGGUACAUCAAGGGAGUUUGUCCAGGAUUAACUCAUGCCCAGAAACUUGGCAUAUCAUACUCUGCCGAGGAGGAUAACUCAAUACAGCAGAAUUCUGGAAGUAGUGAGAAUCUUGAUGAAUCACACGUGAUCAAAUCCAGUGUCCAAGCUCAAUCAAGUUCUGUUAUAUUGAUAUCGCAUCCAGUCGCAAGCCAAACUGAGGAGCCUACGUCGGGCAGAAGUCAGUACAAUGCAAACAUUGUGGCAACUGCUGAGUCUGUAGGGACUGAUACUGCCGGCGCCUCAUCCCACCCCGAGGAUCUUGUUAAGGAAACUGAGAGCGUCUCUGAACAGAAAGAAAUCAAUGACAAAGAGAUCGCUUCUCAGGGUAGUCAACCGACCGAAGGAAGAUACCUGACCUAAUGUAGGAACGAAAACUUUCACUUAAACUGGAUACCAUCAUUUCAGGGCUUACCAUAUUACAAGUCUGCACGUCAGGUUACAAAACAACAAGUGUUGAUACAAGGCCCAUAGAUCAGUACCUCCUGACCACAGUUGAAUUAUAGUGAAAAUGAAAAAUCUCGCAAUGGGACUACCCUUGAGUGGAUCUGUGGUCUCGAUACACAACAUUUGGAUUUACCACAAGGCAUCAGCUGUGUUCUUUCUGACAAAUUUAGAACGAGCAUUCCUUGAUUCAUUCUGUUUGUAACUUUGUACUGGUCCGAUAGAUUCUUCUGAUCAAAUAGCGGCUGUAUAGUAUUGUACACUAGAGCAAUCAACAAACUGAAUGUCCAAAUGACUCAUACAUGGGCCAGAUUCCAUCCAAAACUGAGUUCUGCAAAUUUAUCUUGUUAAGUUGCCAGAUGCGUGCACAAUCCCCCAUGGAGAAAGUACUUUAUCUGAUGCUAAAACAUCUCUCAGAAUAGGAACAGUUUAGAUACAACACAGCCAUGUACGUUCUCCUCAAAUUACACCGUUCACAACCACCAUGUUUACAUGUAUAGAGGCUCUCUAGAGCGAGAGGCCGCCGGACUCCUCGUCCUCCUCGAGGUCGGAGGUGUAGAUGGUGUAGAGCGACCAGAUGAGGCCGAACACCCCGAGCAGGAUCCACCCCAGCAGGUUGUUGCUCAGCCCGAGGCUGAGCCCGGUGCCCUCCGUCGACAUCCUCUCGUCGACGAGCGCCAUCGCGGGCGCCGCCGUCGCCGCCAUCGCCAGUAGCGACGCGCC
This is a messenger RNA of Oryza sativa Japonica Group (Japanese rice), 2903 nucleotides long. Lineage: Eukaryota; Viridiplantae; Streptophyta; Magnoliopsida; Poales; Poaceae. The record is from RefSeq and is a predicted model, not a curated record.